Molecule: messenger RNA, 3228 nt
Organism: Pichia kudriavzevii
Lineage: Eukaryota; Fungi; Ascomycota; Pichiomycetes; Pichiales; Pichiaceae
Exons: 1
Coding region: 1-3228 (1075 amino acids)
Biological process (GO): ribosomal large subunit export from nucleus; protein export from nucleus; ribosomal small subunit export from nucleus
Cellular component (GO): cytoplasm; nucleus
Molecular function (GO): small GTPase binding; nuclear export signal receptor activity
Source: RefSeq, a predicted model, not a curated record
AUGGACUCCAUUCUAGACUUCUCCAAGGACUUGGAUAUCGCCGCCCUAGACGCCGUGGUUGAAACCUUCUAUCGUGGCAAGGGUGAAGAUCAACGUCAGGCACAGGUCAUUCUCACCAAGUUCCAGGACCAUCCGGACGCUUGGACCAGGGCCGACAAGAUCUUACAAUUUGCAAGAGACACCGAAACAAAGUACAUUGGCCUCUCCAUCUUGAACAACCUCAUCAAGACAAAAUGGAAGGCACUCCCGCCAGAUCAAAGGCUAGGCAUUCGGAACUUCAUUGCUUCCAUGAUCAUCUCCAUGUGUGAUAACGACACCCAGUUUGUCAACGAAAGAGCCCUCAUCAACAAAUGCGACUUGACCUUGGUUCAAAUUGUUAAACAAGAAUGGCCCCACAACUGGCCAAACUUCAUCCCAGAAAUCGUCCAAUCAAGUAAGGCCGGAUUCAACGUAUGUGAGAAUAACAUGAUCAUCUUAAAGCUAUUAUCAGAGGAAAUUAUGGAUUUCUCAGCGGAACAAAUGACCCAGGCUAAAGCUAGAAACUUGAAGAACUCAAUGACCAACGAAUUCCAGCAAAUUUUCCAAUUAUGCUUUGAAGUCUUGGAUAAGGCAAACAAGGACUCCUUGAUUCUCGCAACCCUUAAUUGCCUCUUGAGAUACAUUCAUUGGAUUCCAAUUGGCUACAACUUUGAAACAGAAUUGUUGCCCCUUCUAACUAACAAGUUCUUGUCCAUAGACAUGUUCAGAUCGGUCACCAUCAAAUGUCUAACAGAAGUAUCCCAGUUGGUUGCCCCACAAUAUGACUUGAAAUUUGUCUCCAUGUUCUCCUUGGCCAUUGAAAAUAUCAUGAAGGUCAUACCUGUUGAUUUGGAUUUGAAGAAAACCUAUAAAUUUGCCUCCUCCUCAGAUCAAGAAUUCAUGCAAGAUCUCGCUAUGUUUUUGGUUGUUUUCUUAUCCAAUCAUUUGACCCCUCUCGAGAAUAAUAUCCAAUUGAGAGAUUUGUUGUUGACUGCACACAAUUAUUUAAUCCAACUAUCCAGAAUUGAAGAGAGAGAGUUGUUCAAAACUUGCCUUGAUUACUGGUCAAAAAUGGUCAAUGGCUUAUACAUGGAAAUCCAAAAUUUACCACUUCAAAAUAGCUCUGCCCUACUUCAACUACAAUACUCGUCUAGAAGUGGCGCUCCAAAUCCUGAAUUGUUGAAAAAUAGAAACUUACGUAAGGAUAUCUAUAGUGACAUAUUGUCAAAAUUAAGAGUUAUAAUGAUUGAAAAUAUGGUUAGACCCGAAGAAGUCUUGAUUGUCGAAAAUGACGAAGGUGAAAUCGUUAGAGAAUUCGUCAAGGAGAGUGAUACCAUUCAAUUAUACAAAUCAAUCAGAGAGGUGUUGGUCUACUUGACCCAUUUGGAUGUCGACGACACCGAACAGAUCAUGUCCGCUAAGUUGGCAAGUCAAAUCGACGGUACCGAAUGGUCUUGGCAUAACAUCAAUACCCUAUGUUGGGCAAUCGGAUCAAUCUCCGGCUCGAUGGACGAAGAAAGGGAAAAGAGAUUCUUGGUUUUGGUCAUCAAAGAUUUGUUGGCGUUGACCGAAAUGAAGAGAGGCAAGGAUAACAAGGCUGUUGUUGCUUCUAAUAUUAUGUAUAUAGUUGGCCAGUAUCCUAGAUUUUUGAGGGCGCAUUGGAAAUUCUUGAAGACUGUCGUCAACAAACUAUUUGAAUUCAUGCACGAAACUCAUGAAGGUGUUCAAGAUAUGGCCUGUGAUACUUUUAUCAAGAUCACCCAGAAAUGUAAGAGACAUUUUGUUAUUCAACAGUCUGGCGAGUUGAAACCUUUCAUCGAAGAAAUUAUUGAGAAUAUCCAAGAGACAACUUCAGACUUGUCACCACAACAAGUCCAUACCUUCUAUGAGGCGUGUGGUACCAUACUAUCCGCUCAGAGCUCAACCCCAAUCAGAGAAAAGCUAUUGUCCGAUCUAAUGAAACUGCCGAAUAUUGCAUGGUCCAGUGUCGUCCAGCAAGCUGGUGAAACCCCAGAUUUAUUGGGCAAUCCAGAAAUUGUCAAAAUUAUUGCAAACAUUAUCAAAACUAACGUAUCUGUCUGUAAGCCACUGGGCCCUAGUUUCUAUCCUCAACUAGGAUUGAUUUACAUCGAUAUGCUCUCCCUCUAUAAGGCUGUUAGUUCUCUCAUUUCGAACGCGGUCCAGUCGGAUGGCUUGAUUGCAACUAAGACGCCAAAGGUUAGGGGCUGGAGAACCAUCAAAAAGGAAAUCUUGAUUUUGAUUGAGACCUACAUCUCAAAAGCCAAUAAUGAGCAUGAAAUCGUUAGAGACUUGGUUCCUGGAUUGUUGAGUGCUGUACUUGAAGAUUAUAAAACCAAUGUCCCUGAUGCAAGGGAUGCUGAAGUCUUAAACUGCUUGUCAACAUUGGUCGAUAAGGUUGGUCCAAUGAUUCCAGAUGAAAUUGUUUUGAUCUUAUCAAAUGUUUUCGAAUGUACCUUAUUAAUGAUCAACAGAGAUUUUACAGAAUAUCCAGAACAUAGGGUAGAGUUUUACAAGUUGUUGAGAGAGAUUGAUUUGAAAGGUUUCAAUGCCUUGCUUCAAUUCCCACCGGAAUCUUUCCAAUCUUUUAUUGACGCAAUCUUAUGGGCAUUCAAGCAUAACAAUAGAGAGGUUGAAAACUCUGGCUUGACUCUAUGUUACGAGCUAUUGUUAAACAUCGAGAAAUUGGGACCUCAAAACCAAUUUGCUAUUGGUUUCUAUAGACACUACUAUUUCCCAAUAAUAAGUGACGUUUUUUACGUUCUGACUGAUUCUGAUCACAAGGCUGGCUUCAAACUUCAAACCAAAUUGCUAUCCAAGAUGUUGGAAUUGGUGGUUAAUGACAAGAUCAAUGAACCUAUCUACCCAGCAGAUGCAGCACCACAGGGUACACCAAAUUCUCUGUUCUUAAGGGAAUAUUUAGGAAGUAUGUUGAUGAGUGCUUUCAACCAACUACAACAAGAACAGGUAUCUAAUUUCCUACAGGUUUUAUUCAGCAGUUUCGAUAAUGAAUCUAAGUUCACAGGCAUUUUAAGGGAUUUCUUGGUACAAAUCAAAGAAUAUGGUGGAGACGCAACAGAUUACCUAUUUGCUGACGAGAAGGAAGCAGAGUUAAUAGAAAGGCAAAGGCAACAGAAAGAACAAGCAAGUAGAGUCGGUGGUUUGUUGAAGCCUUCAGAAAUGGAAGACUGA